This is a messenger RNA of Daldinia caldariorum, 2465 nucleotides long. RefSeq names its product Calcium/proton exchanger. The transcript is spliced from 7 exons. Gene Ontology annotation, molecular function: calcium:proton antiporter activity. The record is from RefSeq and is a predicted model, not a curated record. Gene Ontology annotation, cellular component: fungal-type vacuole membrane. NCBI's taxonomy places the organism in Eukaryota, Fungi, Ascomycota, Sordariomycetes, Xylariales, Hypoxylaceae. Gene Ontology annotation, biological process: calcium ion transmembrane transport; intracellular calcium ion homeostasis. The coding region runs from base 521 to 2056 and encodes 511 amino acids.
GAGUCACUUGUUUCUUUUCUGGCGAUUUUAGUAAAUCACACCCCAUUUGCCGCUGCGAGUAAAAAAACAAAGCGUCUUUUUUACCUUACUCAGGUCGCCUGCGCCUCGUUUGUCUCGCCCGCCCCAAUCAAUUCCUGCACAUUCUCUCUGAGCUUUGGUAUCUUUUUUUUUCUCACUUGGGCCGCGUUACUUUCGGGGGAAAUCCCAGCGUUGUCCCCAAUGGUGUGUAAGUUAUUCACAGCCUUUACUUAUUGCGCUAUAUCUUCCCAAUAAGUCUUUACUGCACUUUCCUGCCUAAUCAAUUAGACGCCUAAUCCCUAAUUCCGGUCAUUUUCUUACUUACUUUGGUUUCUCCCCCCCUUUCUCGUGUUUCCUUACACACAUUUGUAUCUCUAUCUGCGCGCUGCUUUCCACAAAGUAAUGUGGUGUUCACCGUCGUGGAGGCUUUAAAUCUUCCGAGCGAAUCUUAAUUAUUAUUUUUUAUAUAUCCUCUUUUUUUUUGGCUAACGAUGAGGCGACAAUGGAUCGCGAACCAGUCUUACCGAGUUUCCAAAUCCAACUUCGCAAGACCGUCACAGGCUUGACGCAUUCGCACGAGAAUGGGGAACCGAACGAAGAUACACCUCUAUUAAAUAACGGUCACGUAGUCCAAAAUGGCAAUGGCUUUGCCAACCAUCAUGAACACAGUGGUGGGGCCUGGGAGUUCUUUUUCGAUGCGAACCACACGCCCGGCACGGAUAACCCGAAGCCAUGGGUCAAGUAUCCAGCCCAUACGUGGCAUAUCACCAAAGCUACCCUAUUGAGCAGCCCUGUCAACAUCCUUCUCGUCGCAGUGCCGAUUGGCAUCGUUGCCGGUCAAGCCGGUUGGGACCCAGUUGCCGUGUUCGUCAUCAAUUUUUUCGCCAUCAUCCCCUUGGCCGCCGUGCUCUCAUUCGCGACGGAGGAAAUAUCGGUAAAGCUGGGCGAGGCUCUGGGCGGCCUGCUGAAUGCCACUUUCGGCAAUGCGGUGGAGUUGAUUGUUAGCAUAAUCGCAUUAAGAGACAGGCAGAUCGAGGUGGUCAAGUCGUCCAUGAUUGGCUCGAUCUUGUCCAACCUGCUCCUCGUCAUGGGCAUGUGUUUCUUCUUCGGCGGGAUCGUCAACAUGAGAGACGAGGCGGGCCGCGGCCAGGAACAGUCUUUCCAGAGCAUUACCGCCCAGACGACAGCUUCGCUCAUGACCCUAUCUGCUGCUUCUAUGAUUCUCCCUGGCACUCUAUUCAUGAUCAUCAACCAUAACAGCGAGGAAGAUAACAGAGAGGAACGUAACCAAAUCGUGCUAUCACUUUCUCGCGGCACCGCUAUCAUCCUGCUGCUACUCUAUGUGUUGUACCUAUGGUUCCAGCUGAGAACACAUCACGAGCUAUUCUGCGCCGAAGCAGGAACGACGCCGGAACCCACGCAGAACGGAGUCACCCAACUUCCUAACGAGGCUGCAGCCGAUAUUAUUCAACAUGCGUCAGUUCAAGACGAUGACGACGAAGAGUCGGAGGAAGAGGAAGAGCAGCAUAUGAGUCCAUGGUCCGCCGGCGCCGUUCUAAUAGUCACUACUGUUCUGGUCGCUAUCUGUGCGGAUUAUCUCGUCGACAGUAUCGACGCUCUAGUCGAACGUGCCCAUAUCAGCCGCAGCUUUAUUGGUCUCAUCCUCAUUCCUAUCGUUGGUAAUGCGGCGGAGCAUGUAACCGCCGUCGUGGUGGCCGUGAAGAACAAGAUGGAUCUUGCCAUGGGAGUUGCUAUCGGUUCGAGUCUCCAGAUUGCUCUGUUCGUGACCCCGUUCCUCGUUGUUCUCGGCUGGAUUAUGAAUAGAGAUAUGGAUUUACACUUUGAGACUUUUGAAACGGUCUCGUUCGCUCUAGCUGUGCUAGUUGUCAUUUACACCGUCCAAGAUGGAAAAUCCAACUAUCUCGAGGGCGCAAUGUUAAUGGCCUUAUAUGUCAUAAUUGCCCUCGCAUUCUUCGUUACUCCUAGUCAGUAUUUCAGCACCGAAUGGGCCGUGGGUCAGCUCGACGUAACCGGGUAACCUUUUUUUUCUCUUCUAUUUACGACCUGUCCUCGAUGGGCGGGGAAAGUCUGCGCGUGACGGAUCGCAUAGGUAGCGUAUCUCAACAAGACGAGUAUCAUCCCUCAAAUUCAAUGUUUCCAUAGCCAACGUAUUUUUCUUUUGUAUACAUGUAUAGUAGAGUUGUGUUAGGGUAGGUUAGGUUAACCCAGUAGGUUUGAGACAAAAACAAUUCGAAGGCGCAAGCUGUCUGUCUGUCUGUCUGUCUGCUUGGAGUUGGUGGCACAAUGCAACUUAGAGAGAUACAGAGUAAAAAGAGCAGGGGUUUACUAUGUCUUGGAAAUAAGGCGGGUUGUUUCUCAUCAAUUUUAUGUGCAAAUAAGAUGGGAGGUAUUUAUUGUUUAUUUACCUAGGUACCUAUUUACCUGUU